Messenger RNA from Polypterus senegalus (gray bichir), 6296 nucleotides. It is a transcript of the gene larp1b, whose product is annotated as La ribonucleoprotein 1B. Gene Ontology annotation, cellular component: cytosol; cytoplasmic stress granule. Lineage: Eukaryota; Metazoa; Chordata; Cladistia; Polypteriformes; Polypteridae. The record is from RefSeq and is a predicted model, not a curated record. Gene Ontology annotation, molecular function: RNA cap binding. Gene Ontology annotation, biological process: mRNA stabilization; positive regulation of translation. The transcript is spliced from 19 exons. Bases 1214 to 4393 code for a protein of 1059 amino acids.
GUUAGUUGAGCGCGUGCGCAAAACGACUUUUGCUGCUUUUCUUGUAGGUGUUGGUAGGAGAGAAGCAUGUGCAGUCCAGCGGAAGACGAAUGGCAAGAAAUCUACGACGGAAGAAGAGAUAGCUGAGUUGUUUUCUUUAUGCUGGGCGCAACUACAUACUAUAUCGCCACUCAGCUGGCACUGCUAUGAGCUGCGCGGCCGCUGGCACCGUUAAGGCGACUUGGUGAUCUUUCCAAUUUGGACGGCACAGUCUUCCAUAUUGUACGUCGUCGGGAAGAGUUUAUUCUGCUCGUCAAGAUAGCUCUAACUUGCUCUAACAGUCUUCGUACACCACUGCUCUCGUGGUGAUGUUCACUAGAGACAAUCUGACAGGGCACAUGUGUUGCAGUUGCACCGCGUAACCAGGAAGAGGUGAUGUACCGAGAGGUCGGAGCUUGCUGACUGUAGUUUUUAUUAUUGUGAUUACCUUAUUAGUCGAGGGACAGAGACGCUUGCUCGCUGCCCCUGACGGUGGCGGCGCAUGGCACACAUCUAACUGAUGCAGAUGCGCAAGAGGAGGAGGAGGUUCGGGACGAGGAUUUAAACCGUAGUUGGAUUUUAUUUUUCAACAUUGGCAGUACUUUUUCUUACACCUUGACCCACAACAGGAAAAAAAACUCGCGUCGUGGUUGCAAUAACUAUUAAAAAGGAAGAUUUGACGACCUGAAGAUUGAGUUUACACGGACGAUUGGCCACGCAAAAAAGGCGACUACCCUCACGAGCUCGGCGAGUAGGUGGAUGGCGCCACUGCAGCACCGUGAGACAAGGAGAGCGAGGCUCCUGCCAAACCGCAUCUGCGCCCAUUAGAAGUUAACAGCUACUGGUUCGGCUCCGCUGGGCACCAAGGCCACGUCAGUUUCGCAAACACAUGCUUCCUGCGACUCUUUCCCACUCGACUCCUCUUUCGCUAGGGGCAGCAGUUGUUUGUGGCCAGGCGGCGAUCGAUCACACCCCCCUGUGCGAUAUGUUUGCUUUUUCGUGAAAAGCUUUCGUCCUUGGGGAGUGAGUGACUAGGCAGUUCUUUUAACUUGCCUGUUUCUAAAUCCCCACGCGAGAGAAUUAAGGCUGUCCGGCGUCCACUGGUUGUUUCCGCUGCAUUGUUUUGUUUUAUCCCACCCACCGUCAUCAGGAACAAUAAUACACCGGUCUGCGUGUUUCACUUUUCUUGCAAGCCAUGUCCACGGACGUCUUGUCCACCGCGGAAGUUACUGCGGGAGACAGAGUAGAGCAAUCUAGCACAGUCAGUCCACAAACACGACUGAUCUCUGGGGCACCGAAGCCACUGGAUGUGCCCGAAACUCGAAUCGAAAUCUUCAACGAGGGACUGGACAAUAGUAACAAGGAAAACAACCAGCGUGCGCCAGCAGAUUCGCCCAAGAAAAAGGUUAUAGAGGCUCCACCGCCCAAAGUGAACCCAUGGACUAAAAAGAGCACUUCUCCGGUGAACAGUACCAUCCAUGACAACGCCCAGGAUUCAGAACAGCAAAGUUCUGCUAAAGUCAUCCGAGCAGGAAAGCCGAAAACAAAGAAGUCAAAUAAGGCAAGUGAUUUCAGUGACAUCACAAAUUGGCCCACUCCAGCUGAAAUUGCAAACAAAGAGCAGCACCAAAACAUCAUUAAUAUCCAAAGCAGAAGGAUGUCUCCCAACAGAAAAGAGAAAAGGAAAGAGAAGGGUGAGAAAGAUGACAACAGUGAGAGUAAAGAAAAUCGGGAAGCUGGACAGGACAGCCCAGAUGAAAAGGCAAACCAUGAAGAGUUUCAGUCAUCUGUCAUGAAGAGGAGAGGCGGUGACAAACGUAACUGGGUACCGCUACUCCUAGAAGAUACGAAUCAGGAUGACCAGGAGAGAACCAGCUCCAGAAAUGGCUCUCACUCUCACUCUGACUCCAAUGGGUCGCAGCACAAUAACCGAAGAAAUGAUUAUUCAAGGAGCUGGCGGAGGGACCGAGAUCGCAGAGAAGACCAGGAUGAAGUUUCAAGUGUACGGAGUGAGGGAGCCAAUACACGAGGUGGCUUUAGAGGCAGAGGCCGAGGACGUGGACGAGGGCGAGGACGUGGCAGAGGCAACUCGCACAUGCAUUAUGACUAUGUAUAUGGAUUUCGGGAGCCAUAUGUGGAUAGCUCUGACAACUCAUUUCAAACAGAAUACAGCACAAAUAUGAUGUAUUACUAUGAUGAUGGUACCGGAGUACAGAUGUACAGUGUGGAUGAGCGGCUACUGAAGGAAUACAUAAAACGGCAGAUUGAAUACUACUUCAGUCCAGAAAAUUUGGAAAGAGACUUUUUCUUGAGAAGAAAGAUGGACAAUAAAGGAUUUCUGCCAAUCUCCCUGAUUGCUAGUUUCCACAGGGUGCAAGCUCUCACAACGGAUGUUAAUCUAAUCUUUGAGGCUCUAAAAGACAGCACAGAAGUAGAGCUUAUAGACCAAAAGAUCAGGAGAAAAGUGGAGCCUGAACGAUGGCCUAUCCCUGGACUACCUACUAGUGAUAUACCACGGACGGAUUUUUCUCGACUGAUUAACUGUCCGGAGUUCAUACCAGGAAAAACGUUUUCCACAAAGGCAGCUGAGUCUGCGCCAAGCUCUCCAACAACUGGCUCCACAGUUAACGCAAAGAAGACAGUGGAAACCAGCAACCUCCAGACAAUGUCCAAAGGCCUGUCCACAAGCCUUCCAGAUCUGGAGUCCGAGCCCUGGAUUGAGGUGAAAAAGAGGCACCGUCCUUCACCUGCCAAACCAAAGGUAAGCUCAGAACCCAAAGCAGAACCAGAACUUAUACCAAAGCAAAUGCCUACUGCAGAGCAGGAACCAGAACAAGAGGAACUAGACUUCAUGUUUGAUGAGGAAAUGGAGCAGAUAGCGGGACGGAAGAAUACCUUCACUGACUGGUCAGACGAUGACUCUGAUUAUGAAAUUGAUGAUCAUGAUGUGAACAAAAUUCUAAUUGUUACCCAGACUCCACCACACCUGCGAAAGCAUCCAAGUGGUGACCGUACAGGUUAUCAUGUUUCACGAGCAAAAAUUACAGCAGACCUGGCCAAAGCAAUCAAUGAUGGGUUAUACUAUUAUGAACAGGAUCUCUGGACGGAAGAAAGUGAGACAGAAUAUGCAACAAUAAAGCAGCAAGAGGUGGAAAAUUUUAAAAAGCUCAGUUUAAUAAGUAAAGAACAGUUUGAUAAUCUUGCUCCUGAGCCACCAAUUGAUCCCAAUCAGGAAGUCCCACCUGGACCCCCAAAAACCCAACAGGGCUUAGCAGAUGAAUUGGCAAAUAAACUCUUUGGAGCUCCUGAGCCUCCUGUUUCAAACAUUGCUCGUUCUUUGCCUACAACAGUACCAGACUCGCCAGUUUUGCAUCCAGCCAGGACUCCAAAAACGCCAAGAACACCACGACUACAAGAUCCUAACAAAACACCUAGAUUUUACCCUGUUGUGAAAGAAGGAGGGAAUAUUGAUGGGAAGACACCAAGAAAGAGAAAAACAAGGCACAGUUCAAAUCCACCUCUCGAGUGUCAUGUUGGCUGGGUCAUGGACUCUAAAGAGCACCGGCCUCGAACAUCUUCUGUCAGUAGCUCCAAUGCCUCACCUUCAGAAGGUGCUCCUCUUGUUGGAAGUUAUGGAUGUACACCUCACUCCUUGCCAAAGUUCCAGCAUCCUUCGCAUGAACUACUUCAGGAGAAUGGCUUCACUCAGCAAGUUUACCACAAGUACCGAAGAAGAUGCCUAAAUGAGAGGAAACGGUUGGGAAUCGGUCAGUCUCAAGAAAUGAACACCUUGUUCAGGUUUUGGUCUUUCUUUCUUCGUGAUCAUUUUAACCGAAAAAUGUAUGAGGAGUUUAAACAGAUUGCUUUGGAAGAUGCAAAAGAAAAUUAUAGGUAUGGUCUGGAAUGUCUGUUCCGUUUUUACAGUUACGGCUUAGAAAAGAAGUUCCGACCAGACAUCUUCAAGGAUUUUCAGGAGGAAACCCUUCGGGAUUAUUCAAUUGGGCAAUUGUAUGGACUGGAGAAAUUCUGGGCUUUUCUGAAGUACUCCAAAACCAAAAACCACACAGUUGACCCCAAGCUGCAAGAGCAACUUAUUAAAUUCAAGCGCCUGGAAGACUUCAGAGUGGAUCCCCCAAUCGGAGAAGAGACAAGCAGAAGACGACACAACUCUUAUAGCGAAGAUGGUGGUCGCAAGAGACCAAUGUCUAACUCCUCAAGGCCUCAGAGCUCUGCUAAGAAGACUUCAGCAGCUUCCCAGAAUCCAUCCUCCAAGGCUGCCUCGAAAGACAACGCAGCAACAGGGAACUCCACAGUCAAGAAAAAACAGGACCCAGAGGCCGCCAUAGCCAAAGGCCCCGAGACCAGUGGGAAAUAAAGUGCUUGAGGCUCCAUGGGGUCUGCUGCACUGACAAUUCAGCUUUUUUGAGCUCAAGGAGCUUAUGAAUGUGCAGAACAGUAAUUUAUCCAAACGUAUCCAUACAGAUGACAAUAUCUUGGUUAACACCACCUUGCAGGAAACAUCUGAAGGAUCUCCUCCACCACGCCUCAUCCAAAAGCAAUGCUCCACCUUCUGUCCCUUCACCUCACCACAGUCGGUUCAGCCUGCCUUCACGUUCUCAGGUUUUGAUGUGGAUGGUGGAGGUGGUAAUUAAAAAAAAUUAUGGGUCAGGAAAUUUUAAGUUUCAGCUUGAGCAAAACGUUUACAAAAAAAAAAACAAAAAAAAAAGCAUUCCUGUGUUGUAUGCAAACACAAAAUUAGGUAUGCCUUACAUUUCAAUCUUAAUUUCAGAAAUGAUUACAAAAAAAAGAAUAAGGUGCCGCAUUUAUAGCAGAUGCUAGCGAUGAUGUUCAUUCACACAGUCGUGACAAUAUCAGGAUUUGGGGACAAAAUGGACUUGACAGUGGCUACCAAUGUCUACCUGCAAAAUGCCUUUGGUGCUACUAUGUGCUCCUUUUACUUUAGAGAGGUAAAACUAGCAGUGAGAACUUCUGAAUGGUUAUCUCAAUUUGCUGACUGGUAGGCUGAACUCCCCCCAAACUGUGUGAAUGUUUAAUUAUGUUGUUGCUUUUAUCAUUGUGAAGGCCACAAGCAUGGACAAUACAUUUAAGGAAGUCCGUUGGCAAAUCUGAUUAUGUUCAGUGGGCACUGGCACACUAUUUACAUCACACACAUGAUGUGACAAAUGAAAAACACUAGGCCUUCAGUGCUGUCUCGAAGCGAGAGCUUCAGUUUCUUUGCUUUGCACCGAAUACUCAGCGACUCCCAAAGUUUAGCAAGUGGGAAAUUGGCAGAGAAGUUGAAAUUGCAUGGCAGUCUUUAGAUAAAACUCUCGCAUUUUGGCUAAAUUAAUGCUGUGUGAGAAACUCCCCAGAAUAUUAGUAAUAACAAAGUGAUCACUGCAAUGACUCCCUCAUGAUUACCGUUGAUCAUUGAAGUCUGAAUGUGCAGUAACAACCUUAUGAAACAGCAAGCAGUGAACCAUGGAAGUGGUCUAAAAAACACGUUGUCUGUCUGUGUCUCUGUUGUGUUGUAGCCAACAAGCCUCACGGGCCGUGACACGAUUCCCAAACGGAGGAGUGUGAAGGUUAACGGUGCUGUCGAGGAGGAGGCCAUGGGGCGGCACCACCAGUCUUACUAUGCAGGGCCUUCUACCAUCGAGUCCCAUUUACACACGAGCUGGCUGCUUUGUGAAUGAUUUUUCAAACUUGCAUCUCUCUACUUUUAGAUACAUGGGGAGCCUGCCGAUUUAUUAUUUUAAAGAGGUUUUAUUAUUGUUUAAAAAAAUUAUUUUGUGGGGAUAUUACUAAAACAAAAAAAAAAAAGCUUCUAUUUUUCUGCUAAAAUCAUUACUUUUUUUGGUUUGUUUGGUAUUGUUUUUCUCUAAAUUAAUAUUCACUGGAAAUCGUGUGGAUGUAAUUUUUUUCAGGCAUUUUGCUGCUUUAGACAGACAGGAGCGAUGUUGAUGGUACCUAAUAUUUGUAUUUAUAUUAGUAAAGCUGAGAUUUUUUUUUAUUCAGCAAUUUGAAUAGAUGCUUGGGAAGUGCCGCUUGCCCGUCUGCCAAGUGAUUCGCAGCCCUUUAUUCAUCUGAUGCUUCUCGCUGGCAAAGGCGCUUUUGUACAAUAUUUGGAUUUGGAGAUUGUAUAUACCAAUAAUCAGUAUUUGCUUAUUACUUUAUCCUCUUAUGAAAAUUGUACACAUUUAGGUUGUGAGUGGUUGUUUGUGGUAAUUUUUUUCUCAAUUUUAUAAAAAUGCUUACAAAAAAAAUUUAAAAAGCCA